Molecule: messenger RNA, 691 nt
Organism: Notechis scutatus (mainland tiger snake)
Lineage: Eukaryota; Metazoa; Chordata; Lepidosauria; Squamata; Elapidae
Source: RefSeq, a predicted model, not a curated record
GAAAUCAGCUUCGUGGCCAACAUUGGCUUGUCAGACAGACAGAUGUCUUAACUUUUGGUUUCUCUAUCUACAGUUCUUGGUGCAGAGGUUUGAAAUCGCCAAGUACUGCAGUUCGGAUCAGGUGGAGAUUUUUGCCAGCUUACUCCAGCGUUCCCUGUCUUUGAAUAUCGGCGGAUCGAAGGGGAGCAUGAAUCGCCACGUGGCGGCCAUCGGACCCCGUUUUAAGCUCUUAACGCUGGGGCUGUCUCUGCUGCAUGCCGAUGUCAUCCCAAACGCAACAAUUCGCAACGUCUUAAGAGAAAAAAUCUAUUCCACGGCUUUUGAUUACUUCAGCUCCGCCCCCAAGUGUCCAACUCAAGGAGAGAAGCGGCUGCGCGAGGACAUCAUCAUCCUCAUCAAGUUUUGGACUGCAAUGUUCUCCGACAAGAAAUAUUUAACCGCCAGCCAGCUUGUGCCUCCAGAUAACCAAGACACCCGGAGCAAUCUUGACAUCACAGUGGGUUCCCGCCAGCAAGCCACCCAGGGAUGGAUCAACACUUACCCUUUAUCCAGCGGCAUGUCAACCAUCUCCAAAAAAUCAGGCAUGUCCAAGAAGACGAAUCGAGGCACUCAGCUCCACAAAUACUACAUGAAGAGGAGAACGCUGCUGCUCUCACUUCUGCGAGGCCUCGAUUUUACAGGCUACAGGUAG